UGUCUUUGUCCUAGGUUUUAGCAGAUCUCAACCAUGCCAAUAACAAGUAAAAGCUCAAGUGGGAUGUCCUGGGUUCGUAGACCCUGUGUGUGUUUAUGUUUCUGGCGAUGGAAUCCAGUCUUUUACUUCUACAUUGUUGUUCUUCUGGUUCAGUCUACAACUGUCCUUGGAGUGCUUGAACUCCAGCUUGAUGAAGAGCAGCCAUCAGGAACUAUUGUUGGAGAUAUCAGUGCUGGUUUACCCCCUGGUGUCACUGCAAGUCUUUACUUCAUCUCAGACCAUGAGGGCACAGGUGUUGGCAGCGACCUCAACAUUGACGAGACCACGGGAAUCAUCACCACUGCACGCCGCCUUGACCGAGAACAGAGGGACCACUACAGUUUCAUUGCUGUGACAGUGACAGGGGAAACUGUGGAGGUUUCCAUCACUGUCAAUGACAUCAAUGACCACGCACCUGCAUUCCCCAAGAAGAAAGCUGUCCUUAAGAUUCCAGAGCACACAGCAGUAGGAACAAGGUUUUCACUGGAACCUGCGACAGAUGCAGACAAGGACCAUCUGACCACACAGGGCUACGGCAUUCAAGAAGGCAACGUUGGACAGGCUUUCAGGUUGGAGACUAAAAGAGCUGCCAACAAGAUGCUGUAUCUAGACCUGGUAGUCAACGGACCACUGGACAGAGAGAAACGAUCAUCCUACACCCUGACCCUGGAGGCCUUUGAUGGUGGUUCACCCAGAAGGAUGGGAUCCAUGAUCCUGGAUGUGAGCGUGACAGACAUCAAUGAUCAUGCUCCACUUUUCAAUCAAAGCAGAUACCAUGCAAUUAUCUCAGAAAACCUCAGACAAGGCAGCAGCAUCCUUCAGGUCUUUGCAACAGACGAAGAUGAGGGUGAUAAUGGUCUGGUUCUUUAUGAAAUCAACCGGCGUCAGAGCGAUCCUGACCGCUACUUUGUUAUGGAUAUCAAGUCAGGCGUCAUCACUCUGAACAGACCUCUUGACUAUGAACAAAAACGUGUACAUGAGCUGGUGGUCCAAGCCAGAGAUAAUGCCAGCCAUCCUGAGGUGACCAAUGCUUUUGUGACUAUCCAUGUCCGUGACUACAAUGACAACCAGCCAACUAUGACCAUAAUCUUCCUCAGUGAGGACGGCUCUCCACGGAUCUCAGAAGGGGCCCAACCAGGCCAGUAUGUAGCUCGGAUAUCUGUCACUGAUCCAGACUAUGGCGAGUAUGCAAAUGUCAAUGUGUCCCUAGAGGGAGGCGAUGGAAAGUUUGCUCUUACCACCAAAGACAGCAUCAUCUACCUGAUAUAUGUGGACCAAGUGUUGGACAGAGAGGAGCGGGAUUCAUAUGACCUCAGGGUGAUGGCCACGGACUCUGGCACCCCACCGCUCAGGGCCGAGUCAUCUUUCACCAUCCAGGUGAUGGAUGUUAACGACAACCCCCCGCUGUUUGACCAGCAGGCCUACAGGCAAACUAUUCCAGAGGUCGUGUACCCCGGUUCCUUUGUUCUCCAGGUUACUGCCAGGGACAAAGACCAGGGCCCUAAUGGGGAUGUCCGGUAUAGCCUUCUCAAGGACAAAAACUCUCACUCUGAUUGGUUUUCCAUUGACUCUGUAACAGGAAUCAUCACCACAGUGAGUGCUCUUGAUUUUGAAUCAGAGCCGGCACCAACUGUGACGGUCAUUGCAACUGACAACGGCCGCCCGCCGCUCUCAUCCACGGCCAAGGUGGACAUUGUGCUCCAGGAUGUUAACGAUAACACACCUGUGUUCUCCAGCAACUUCUACAAUGCUUCCAUAAAGGAGAACACCCCAGCUGGGACCUGCUUCUUAGAGGUGUCAGCCACAGAUGAGGACCGCGGUUCCUUCGGUGCCAUAUCAUACACCCUGGGUUCAGGCUCUGGGGGUCCAACACCAAGUCACUUUACCUUAGAGAAGGAGAAGGGCGAGCUGUGCCUCAGCACAGCUCUGGACCGGGAUGAGGGGCCAGACAAGUUUGACUUAACUGUAACCGCCACGGAUGGAGGUGGUCUGAGCUCAGUAGCCCGGGUGAGGGUCUCAGUGGUGGACAUUAAUGACAACCGGCCCACCUUCUAUCCGGCCCUCUACACAGUCAGUCUCAGUACCCACAGCGCCCCUGGAACCUCUGUUGUCAAGGUAACAGCAAAUGACCCCGAUGCUGGGGAAAACGGCAAGGUGACAUAUCGCACAGUGCCUGGAGGCGGCUCUGCUUUCUUUACCCUCAACAAGGACACAGGUGUGAUCUCUCUCUCCCGCUCACUUCACGGCAAGGCCAACACUGUGAUCUCCAUGGUCAUAACGGCUGAGGACGGCGGCGGUCUGACGGCGCCUGUCAACGCCCGGGUGAAUGUGAGCGUGGUGGGCGGGUCAGUGACAUCACCCGUGUUUGAACAGGCACAGUAUUUCUUCACUGUGUCCGAGUACGUCCUCAGAGGUACCGCUGUGGGUGUGGUCCGUGCUGCCACCAAGUCUGGAGACGGCAUUUCUAAAGACAUCUUCUACUCCAUUUCUUCUGGAGAUCCUGAUGGUUAUUUCACAGUGGACAGUGGCUCUGGUACCAUCCGUACAGCUCUUCCUUUGGACCAUGAGACCUGUUCCAGCUUUGACCUGGAAAUACAGGCACGCUCUGGCACACCACCAGCGUAUUCAACCAGCCGGGCACACAUCACUGUCUCAGACAUCAAUGACAAUGCUCCGACCUUCCUCCCCUCCUCAUCAGAAUCUCUCCUUUUACCUGAGAUCACCAAAAUGGGGAGCAUCAUCUACCGCAUUCAAGCCACUGACAGGGACUCUGGCCAUAAUGGUCAGCUCAGCUUCGACCUGGUCUCCGCUGGAGCUGCAGGUAGCAGCGGACAGAGGACAUUUGGUGUUGACCGGGGCAGUGGGGAAAUCCGUCUUAUUGGGAGUUUGUCAUAUGAAAGUGUUCCUCGCUAUGACCUUCAGGUCGUUGCCAAGGAUGGAGGCACACCCCAUCUUAGUUCCACCUUCACACUUGUAGUGCACAUCCAAGCACAGGAUGCACAAGGCCCCAACUUUGACACUUUGACCUACCGCGUGGAGCUACGAGAAAACACACCUCUGAAUACAAAUUUUCUCCAGGUUAGAGCGCUCAACCGCGAGGUUGCUGGGAAGAGUGGUGGAUCCUCUUCCUCAUCCUCCUCAUCUAUUUCAUACUGUCUGAGACCUGACGGUGACACUGCCGGGUUUGGUAUCAUGCCGGAUAGUGGCUGGCUGUUUGUUCGUAGCUCUCUGAACCGUGAGGUUAAGGACAUGUAUCUGUUGACUGUCUUGGCCACCUCACUCACCGGAGGAGCAGGGAGGACUGGCAGUGCCACUGUGAGAGUGACAGUUACUGACGAGAAUGACAAUUCACCCAGACUGAGCCAAGAGAGGGUCUUCCUGGCUGUCAGAGAGAACCUGCUCGCAGGGACAGGUUUCGGCAGAGUGUCAGCAACAGACAGAGAUGCAGGUCUAAAUGCUCGACUCACCUACAGGCUACUGCACCCCGACAGGCAUUUUCAGAUCAACUCUCAGACAGGUGAAAUCAGCACCCGCCUUCCACUGGACAGAGAGCAGCAGUCCAGUUACCAACUGGUUGUGGUGGUACAGGAUGGAGGAACACCACCACGCAGUGCCACCGGCACCGCUCAUAUCACAGUGCUGGAUGAAAAUGACCACGCUCCCAGUUUCACACAUACUAGGCCGGACAGGGAACUGCUACUCCAGGUGAUGGAGGGUCUUCCAUCUGAGACCGUGGUGGGGGCAGUGACAGCUAAAGAUCCCGAUGAGGGAGAAAAUGGCACCAUUUACUACUCACUGUCAGGUGCCAGAGCAGAGCGUUUCUCCCUCAACCCAACCAACGGGGAGCUGAGAACGGCUUCGCCUCUCAGAUUUGCUGAGCGAGCUGAAUAUACCUUCACCGUGACCGCUGCUGACCGUGGAACACCGGGUCUCAGCUCUGCCUGUCAGAUACAGAUACAGGUUCUCACCUCUGCCAAGUCUAAUGCCAAAUCCAAUGUGCUCGCCAUGACCUUGAGCACAGUUGAAGGGACUGCUCCAGGCUCCAUUAUUGGCUCAGUUCGCCAAUAUGACCAUCAUGAAUCCAAUCAUCUGGAAGGCCAGGUGACCUAUCUGGUUGUUGGCGGGACAGACCGAGAUGGGAAUUUUAUGGUGGAUCGUUUGAAGGGUGAUGUGUACCUGGUACGUGAGCUGGAUUACGAAAAGGGUUCGAGGUACACACUGCACAUUGAGGUGUCAGAUUUCUCCCAGGCAUUUCCCAGCAGCCACCUGGUGCAUUUGGAUAUCAGUGUUCAGGACAGCAAUGACCAUGCUCCCCAGUUCACAGAAGAUCCUGUUACCAUUGUGGUCCCAGAGAACAUAGAGCCAGGGUCUUCCAUAUACUCCUUCCAGGCUGUGGAUCAGGAUGGCAGUGGACCAAACAGCAAGUUACAUUACUCUAUAGAGCACCACUGGCCUGACACGCCUCAUCUCCUCACCCUUGACCCCUACAGUGGGGUCUUAUCUCUGAGGCAGAAGUUAGACCGUGAAUCUACACCCUCCCUGUAUCUUGUGGUGCGAGCCACAGACCAGGCAAAGAAUCCAUCAAAGCGCCGAUGGGGUUCAGUCACCGCACGAGUGUUUGUGACAGACGAAAAUGACAAUGCUCCAAUUUUCACCUCACCAUCUGCCGUCAGCGUCAUGGAGGACCAACCCGUAGGCUUUGUAAUUCUGUAUUUAAUGGCUCGGGAUGACGAUGAAGGGGAGAACGGACGGGUUUCUUACAGAAUCCAGGCAGGCAACAGCGCUGGAUGCUUCAGUCUGAACGUCAACACUGGUUCUCUUUCCAUCCUUAAAGCUCUAGACCGAGAAGACCAGGAUGUCUUCAAUCUGACUAUUGUAGCGGAGGAUCAUGGGAUGUCUCAGCUGUCCACCUCUCAGGUGUUGCGUGUGCAGGUGAUCGAUGUGAACGAUGAAGUCCCGCUGUUCCAGCGAGCAGAGUUUGAGACGGAGGUGAUGGAGAACCAGGGACCAGGAACCACAGUGCUGAAAAUCACUGCCACCGAUCGAGACCAAGGUUCUAAUGGUCAUGUGACAUAUGGAGGUGUGACAGAGGAAGGCUUCAUCAUCAACCCUGUGACAGGAGUCAUCACCACCACCAAGGAACUGGACAAAGAGCUGCAGGACCACUACACCCUCACCGUGUAUGCCAAGGAUGGAGGGCUGCCACCUAACUUUGCCAAGGCAGUUGUCCGAGUGGAGGUGCAGGAUGUCAAUGACAAUGCUCCAGUCUUUGCAAAGCCGUGGUACCAGCUGGAGGUGCCGGAGAACCAGGCGCCUGUGGAGCUUUGCUUCCUGCGGGCCACAGACCCUGAUUCUGGUGCUUUUGGAGAGUUGGAGUACAGAAUCAGUGCUGGGGACCCUGAUGGAGAUUUCCAUCUUCACACCAGCACGGGAGCCCUUUCCACCUCUCGUGGCCUCGACAGGGAGUUAAAGGCUGAGUACACUCUGGAGGUUGUGGCUGCAGACCGGGGCAGUCCUGCUCUUAGCACCACAGCCACAGUAGCAGUCAAAGUGCUGGACGUCAAUGACAACAGCCCCGUCUUCAGCAGCAGCAGCUACUCUGUGGACGUGCCCGAGGAUGCCGACGAGGGAGCUCAGGUGUUGCAGGUGACCGCCACAGAUGCUGACGAUGAUCAGAACGGGAAUGUUUUGUACUUCCUCAGCCGAGAGGCGCAUGGAGCGUUCACUGUGGAUCAGAGCACCGGUCGUAUCACCACGUCAGCACCUCUUGAUCGCGAGAAAUGGGCAUCUUACAGCUUCCAGGUGUUUGCUGUUGACCUUUCACCUGCUGCACCGAGAAACACAUCCGCUCAGGUGACAGUCAUCAUUCUAGAUGUCAACGACAACACUCCCUUCUUCAUCCAGGAUCCCUUGAUCAUUGAAGUUUCCAGCAAGCGGUCGCAGCGUGUCCUGGCCACCAUGAAGGCAGAGGACAAGGACUUUGGAGCCAACGGCUCUGUGUUUUACCGUUUUGCUGCCCCAGUGAAGGGCUUCAGCAUCAACUCCCUGACUGGUGAGAUCCAAGCUACAGAACCACUGGUGGGUUUGACCCAAGCUCAGAGGACCCUGAUAGUGGAGGCCAUGGACCAGGGUAGCCCGGCCCAGUCUGCACAGGGGGUGGUGGUGAUCUACGUGAAGGAGGUAGAGUAUAAUGGCAUCCGUUUCUCUCGGAAUGCGAGGGAUGUCAGCAUACAGGAGAACGCCACCAAAGGCACAGCUGUAGUCCAAGCUCAGGCCCGACAUCCAGAUGGCACACGGAAGGGUAUCAGCUACAGUCUGUUCAGUGGCAACAGGAAGCACGCCUUCAGCAUCAGCUCCUCAACAGGUGAGAUCUUGGUGCAGAACUCCAAAGAGUUGGACUUUGAAGACACUCCCAGACUCCGCCUUGUCGUGAAAGCUGAAACUGUGUCCUCUACUUCCUUCAUGGCUGUCAACUUAAUCCUGCAGGAUGUUAAUGACAACCUUCCUCGCUUCCAGCUCCAGAACUAUGUGGCCUACAUGAGAGAGGCACAGGGAUAUGAAAUGCCAAUCAUACAGGUUGUAGCUGAGGAUGUGGAUCAGGGCCAAAAUGGUCAGGUGACCUACUCCAUCCAGUCAUCAGGGAUGAGUGGCUUGUUCAAAAUUGACCCAGUAACAGGAAGCAUCACCACAGCCGCCAUCAUGGACCGCGAGAUUUUUACCCAGACAAGGCUAGUAGUUACAGCCACUGAUCGAGGAAGUCCACGAUUGGCUGGUUCGGCCACACUGACAGUGAUCAUUGUUGACCAGAAUGACAACAGUCCCACUAUCCCUUUGCCCCAGGAAGUCCGUAUUCCAGAGAAUACAUUGAUUGGAACAGAAAUAACUCUUGUGACCGGUAACGAUGUCGACUCCAGUCCUGCUCUCUCCUACUCCUUGCAGCUGGAUCCAUCAGCCUCAGGCAAAUUUGGGAUUCACAGAUAUGGCGGGGGUGUGUCUCUGACUGCUCCUCUGGACUUUGAGGAGAAGACCUGGUACACACUAAUGGUCAGAGCCACAGACAGCCAACACCAGACUGAGGCCAACAUUACCAUACUGGUGGAGGAUAUAAAUGAUAACGCGCCCACCUUCACUCAGGAUCUCUAUCAGGUAACGUUACCUGAGCACACACCACCAGGAAGUGUUGUUCUCACUGUGACUGCAACCGACAGAGACUCUGGAGACAACGGGAAAAUCACCUACAAAGUGAUUUCUUCAACCAGGGAUGGAUUCUACAUUGACCCCAAUAAUGGAAUGUUGUUCAUCAAUCACAGGGCAGAAUUUGACCCCGAACGCCCCUCAGUCAGUGUAGUCAUUGAAGCUUGUGAUGGAGGCAUGCCUUCACUCUCCUCUCUCACCACAGUCCAGAUCCAAAUUUCCGACGUGAAUGACAAUGCUCCUGUCUUCCAUCAAUCAGAGUACAGGGCUACUAUUCCCGAGGAUACAAUCCCAGGGUCAACUGUUCUAACGUUUGAGGCUUUUGACAGCGACCUCUCACAGGAAAACUGCGGCUUCGACUUUGCCAUUGCCAAUGGCAAUGAAGGGAAUGCAUUCCAGAUUGAAAGCAGUGUACGCUUCCUGGAGGGACGAGGCUUUCAAACUGUUGGGACGUUGUUGUUGGCUGAGGGACUUGACUUUGAGAUCAAGCCACUUUACAAUCUGACUGUGGUGGUGUCAGACCGCGGUGUUCCCCAAAGAAGCUCUCGUGUUGCUGCAGUAAUAACUAUCAGUGAUGUGAAUGAUAACCCUCCACUGUUUAGCAGAGCAGAAUACACCGUUUCACUGAGUGAGGGAGCUGCUGCUGGGACUGAAAUCAUACGUCUAACGGCCACAGACCAAGAUUCUACAGCCAAUGCUGAGGUCCAUUAUACAAUUAGUUCUGGUGAUGAAGUCAACUUGUUUUCCGUGGACCAGUGGACUGGAGCUCUGCGGCUGAACCGCUCCCUUGACCGUGAACACCAAUCAACACAUACUGUCAUCAUCCAGGCCACAGACGGUCAUGGUCACUUUGCACUAGCUCCAGUCACCAUUGAGGUCAAAGACAUAAAUGACAAUCAUCCUUUCUUUCCUGUGGAAGUUUUAACAUCCAGUAUAAGAGAGAAUCAACCAGCAAAUUCAGCAGUGACAGUACUCCACGCAAUUGACCAUGAUACGGGAGUUUUUGGCCAACUCAAGUACUACAUUGUAGAAUGGUCUGGAGCAGGAAAAGACAGCUUCUCUGUGGAUAAGAAUUCAGGAGAAAUCAGGACCAAAAUGUCUUUUGACUUUGAGAAAAUCAGCUCCUUUAAUUUUGUAGCAGUGGCAGUAGAUUCCGGCAACCACUCGGCCACUGUGACUGUUCAGGUUUUUGUCACUGGUGAAGAUGAGUAUGACCCAUUUUUUACAUCUUCUGAGUUUUCUUUUGAAGUCCCAGAAGGAGCCAAGAAGGGCCAGAGUAUUGGCCAGGUCCAGGCCAGUGAUGAAGAUGGAGGGGUGGAUGGCAUAGUUCUGUAUUCUCUUCCUACCAGUUCUCCAUAUUUUGAUGUGAACAAAACCACUGGGGUGAUUUUCCUCAAACUGGACAGUUCAGGCAGCAGUAGUAGCAGUGGGUCAGGUCGCACCAAACGGGAAACCAGGGUGAUGACUAUGGAUGUGACAGCUCACAGUCCUCUAGAUACAUCUCGCACUGCAACAGCUGAGAUCUCAAUAGAUGUCACAACCACUAACUUUGGCCUGCCCCCUGAUGUCAACAUCCUGUUGAUUAGCAUCAUUGCUGUUUCACUUGGUGUUAUUGUACUCCUUGUAGUCAUGGCUGUGAUGGUUUUCCUAGUCAAGUUGCACAGAAGAAAGAAGGGCCAAGAUCCAGGGAACAGAACCGCUGCCUCGGGAACAGCCCUUCAGAAAAUGGAUGAUUGCAAUUCAGGACAAGGUGGAGAAAGAAUCUACCACCAGACCUUACCGGGCUAUGUUGGGGACCAAGCAGGAGCAGGUGGAGGUGCAUACCCUAGAGGAGGCUCUUUAGACCCGUCUCACUCAAGUGGGAGAGGAUCAGCUGAAGCAGCUGAGGAUGAUGAAAUCAGAAUGAUAAAUGAAUAUCCCCGUGUUGCCUCUAUAACCUCAUCUAUGCAGGAGCAUAUUUCAGCUAGAGGACCAGACUCUGGAAUACAGCAGGAUGCUGAUCAACUCUCUGACAUCUCUUGUGAGCCUGGAGCUUUGGAAGGCAGCACCUGGUUCAAAGGGAAAAAACUGGGAAGUAGUCUCAGUGGGACUUUACUUUCUGGCCAGCUCCCACUCUAUAGAGAUGAAGGUGGUGGAUACCUUGGGGUAGGUCGUGGCCUGAAUAUUUCCCUGCCAAAGGAUUAUGCCUUCCCUGAGGAUGGUAAACCUUCAGUAGAUGGCUCUCUCACAGCUAUUGUUGCCAGUGAUGAGGAGCUUCGUGGAAGUUAUAACUGGGAUUACUUGCUCAACUGGUGCCCUCAGUUCCAGCCUUUAGCUAAUGUCUUUACAGAAAUUGCCAGAUUGAAAGAUGAAACAGCCCAACAAACCCAGAAUCUGCGCCAGCCCUUCCAGCCCAAGCCGAAAAUGGAUCCUAAACCUAGAAUUGACCCUCCACCACUCAUCACAUCAGUGGCCCACCCAGGUGCCAUGUCAGUACCACCUAAAGUCCCGGUGCUUGGACGGACAUUUCCUCAUUUGGCAUCACUACGUAGGUCCCCUAUAAGCCAUGAGGGCUCAAUCUCAUCUGCAGCUAUGUCCCCAAGCUUCUCCCCUUCUCUUUCUCCACUGGCAGCUCGAUCUCCAGCUGUGUCUCCCUUUGGAGUUAACCAAGGCCCCUCUGCAUCCAUGAUCAGCACCAGGGAGCCCUCACUAGACCAGAGUUCUGAUCAUGAGAUGAGAAUAUGAUGGUAAAACACUUUGAAAUAUCGAAGACAGACAACCUGAACAAGACAUGAUAGAACAUCCAUCUGAGUGUUCUGCUUCAUGGAAGAUCAAGUGAGCAAAGCAUUCUUACAGAUACUUAUUUUCAUCUUACAAAUGAAGUUUUGACAAAUAUUCAGACAUCUUCUUGUCUGACCACAUCUUGAUUACUGACAGUCAGUGGUCUAGAUAUGAAUUUGGGACAUAAAUACAAAGACAAGAAAGGACAAAGGACUCAGUCUUCACCUAGUAGAACAUGUCUGUUGCUGUUGACCUAAUAGUAUUAAUACACCAUGGUGGAACAGGUGCUGGGUUCACAGGACCAGGACCCAAAGCCCUUUCAUGUUCACAGUGAUGCAGAUCUGUAUGAACUGAUCAAGUUGAAAAGGUCUCACAUUCAGGGGAAUGUGCACUUACCUUGCCCCUCAGUUUGUCAAUAGAGACGUGCAGUUUUACCUCACUGGCUGGCCAGAGAGUUAGGAACAUUGUUCCUCGUCUUGUGUCUUUGGAUAUUUUUACACUCCAGUAUUGAACUACCCUUGUAGCUGCUUUUAUAACAGCUUUUGUACUGUACAUCUCAGUGAAUCCUAAAGACACUGAUUCACUGAAUUGCCAACGUAUGACAUUGUAACAGGAACGGACAUUAUUGUUUGCCUCAACAUUUCAGAUGAAACUUGUGUUGAUUUUACUGUUAUUUUUUAUAUAUUUUUAUACAAAAUUAUGAUUUCUGAACCUGAAAUGCCAUUAUGCCACAUCGAGAGGUUAUUGUAAGUAUUUGCGUAUAUGUAUAUUUGUUUGUUUGCAAGCUAUGCUAUGUACUGUACCUGUCUUCUAUGUUUUAAGAGACUCUUUGUUUAUGAGACUUAGAGGCUCUUGUUUGUGUUUAUUUAUACGAAAAGAGGGCUUGUUCCCACAUUUAUAACAUUAGUAAAUCAAACCUAACUCACA
Messenger RNA from Thalassophryne amazonica, 10920 nucleotides. RefSeq names its product protocadherin-16-like. Gene Ontology annotation, molecular function: calcium ion binding. Gene Ontology annotation, cellular component: plasma membrane. The record is from RefSeq and is a predicted model, not a curated record. Bases 34 to 9957 code for a protein of 3307 amino acids. NCBI's taxonomy places the organism in Eukaryota, Metazoa, Chordata, Actinopteri, Batrachoidiformes, Batrachoididae. The transcript is spliced from 28 exons. Gene Ontology annotation, biological process: homophilic cell-cell adhesion.